GGUGGUUGUUAAAAUCUCGUGGUUUAGGGUUUCAAGAAAAUUGAAAAAGGAUAAACAGUUUUCUGUAGCAAAAUGAAUAGAGCUUAGUUAUUGCUCUACUAUAAAAAAUAUUAAGUGAUUAAGUUAUAAUUAUUCCAUUUACAAUGAUUGCAAAAGUGCAAUUCGUUGAUAUUAUUGAACCGAGAAAUACACAAUUUGGUAUAUUUAAGUUUAUGACUCGACCAUGGUAUCCAAAAAAAACUUUAAUUAAGGACACAUCUUGUACCCCAGAAGAAAUAAAGGAAAUCGUAGCAUGUUCUACAUAUAUUGACUCUUUCAUUGAGGCGGAGAGUGUAAGAAGUGGUGUACCUAAGGAACAGCUGAUGAAGCAGGUUAGAGAACACCUAGAAGAAAUGGGCAUGGAUAAGAAAAUGCAUGUGAUUAGAUGGAUGGGAAUUGUUUUUCUGAAGAUCUCUUUCAUGAUGAGAAUUGGAAUUUUUGUCAAUGAAACGGCAAUUUUAAAGUUAAAAGAGCAAAUGGGUAAAAACCCCAUCGUAUUUCUGCCGACGCAUCGCAGUUACGCUGACUUUUGCGUGUUGACGUACAUAUGCUACCACUACGAUAUAGAGUUGCCGGCCGUUGCCGCGGGAAUGGAUUUCUAUUCAAUGGCGGUGGUUGGACAGCGGAUGCGGGAGACUGGUGCUUUCUUCAUCCGACGAACGAUAGUGGGAGCGCCACUGUACGCGGCCACGCUGAAGCAAUACGUGCGCACUCUGGUCGCGAAGUACCACGCCCCCCUCGAGUUCUUUAUAGAGGGAACUAGGAGUAGAAGCAACAAAUCAUUACCGCCAAAAUAUGGUAUGCUGUCAAUGAGUCUGAUGGCGUACUUCGCGGGCGAGGUGUCAGAUAUAACUAUCGUGCCUGUCAACUUCAGCUACGAUCGCAUCAUGGAGCAGAUAUUGUUCGCGUACGAACAUAUCGGAGUGCCCAAACCUAAGGAAUCUACGGGAGGAUUAUUAAAAGCAUUACGCAGUUUGAACGAUCACUUCGGCAACAUAUACGUUAAUUUUGGUACUCAGAUAUCUCUGAAGGAAUACUUAAAGAAUACAAACUUAGUAACAGACGAAACUUUAAAGCCAACUAGUCUCCAACAAUUGACACCUGAACAAUUGUCACAAGUACGAGACAUAGCUGACGAAGUUGUGGUAUUGCAGCAAAACAGCGCUGUAGCGAUUAUAACGAAUCUACUAGCGUUUGUACUAAUGGAUAGCUUGAUGAAAUGUAAAGCGCUUCAUUAUGAAGAAAUUUUGCUUGAAGUUCAAUGGAUGAUGGAAGUGCUAAGGGGUUUAGGAGCAUCUGUGUAUGAGAAAGAUAUUGAAAAUAGUUUGGAUAGGAUAUUGGUGGUUCAUCAUAAAACAGUGGCGUUGGACAGAGAGAGGAGACUGCGUCUACUGACAGGUGACCUCAUGGAGGUUUCCAGUGAAGUGUCUGCUAAAAUGAAAGGUCACAUUUUGAAAGCAGAAACGAUGAUGACCGCAGUACCUGUUAUACAACUUCAAAUAUAUAUUAAUCCAGUGCUCCAUUAUAUCAUGAGCCCUGCUCUAGUAUAUGUUCUUGUCAAACGCGGAUCAACUAAUACUGACAAACUAGCAAACGAUUACUAUCGAUUAAGAAAAUUGUUAAAGCACGAAUUCUUUUACAUCGAGAGAACUGAAAAAGAUAUCUUAAACAAAGCAAUAGAUUACUGCAAACAGCAUCAUGUAGUUAUCAACGAUGAGGGAACAUUGAGAGUGGGCGAUGCAAACAGAAUGCAGUUUUUGUUAGAGUGGGCCUUGCUGCCAUUCCUUACCACAUUAAUGCUGUGUCUAGAUGUUAUCAUUCAGAUGAGGCGGUGUGAGCACAAGCAAGUAUUGAAGCUCGUGCAAGAGAGGGCGGAGCGCGAGGGGCGACACCCCUACUGUCUCAGCCUGGAAUCUUCCGCCAACUGCCUGCAGGGCCUGCUCGCCACCGGAGCAAUACUUAAGCAUAAAAAUGGUUCAGAUAGUAUUUACGAAGUGGUGCCAGCGGCGAUGGAGAAAUGUCGACAGCUAGUCAGUUCAGUGUUGCCUGAAAUAAAUACGGUGUGGGGUAGAAACAACCCCGUGUUCGAGAGACGCGCACCCCUCACCUCGCGUCUCUAGUUGUUACUUGUUGCAGCUAGUCUGGUUGUUAUUGCGUUUUUAUUAGAGUAGUUUUCUGACAAACUUGUAUAAACCAUAGUCAAAAGAAACAUAUAAUAUACGUCAAGACAAGUCUCACGACUGUUUCAAGGUUACAAAGAGAUAAACACUUUCCAUGCCGAGUUUUGUCGAGUAUGCACAUUGAACGUGUUAUAAUGCAGUUUGUCUCGAUUUAGAUGAAAAUAUAAAGAAUAGAAAUAGAUAAGAUGUUAAAUGUAUUAGCAGGUUCAAGAUAGUUUAACCCUUAUUAGCCUAGAAUUUCAAUUUUGAUACCAAUCUUUUAAACCCAAUGUUCACAUUACUAUUAGUUUUUUUAUAGGUUGGCUGUACU
This is a messenger RNA of Papilio xuthus (Asian swallowtail), 2529 nucleotides long. It is a transcript of the gene Dhap-at, whose product is annotated as dihydroxyacetone phosphate acyltransferase. The transcript has 11 exons. NCBI's taxonomy places the organism in Eukaryota, Metazoa, Arthropoda, Insecta, Lepidoptera, Papilionidae. Gene Ontology annotation, molecular function: glycerol-3-phosphate O-acyltransferase activity; glycerone-phosphate O-acyltransferase activity. The coding region runs from base 144 to 2159 and encodes 671 amino acids. The record is from RefSeq and is a predicted model, not a curated record. Gene Ontology annotation, cellular component: peroxisomal membrane; mitochondrial membrane. Gene Ontology annotation, biological process: fatty acid metabolic process; ether lipid biosynthetic process; triglyceride biosynthetic process.